Messenger RNA from Corticium candelabrum, 4783 nucleotides. RefSeq lists its product as uncharacterized. The transcript is spliced from 2 exons. Gene Ontology annotation, biological process: tRNA splicing, via endonucleolytic cleavage and ligation. The record is from RefSeq and is a predicted model, not a curated record. Bases 90 to 4718 code for a protein of 1542 amino acids. NCBI's taxonomy places the organism in Eukaryota, Metazoa, Porifera, Homoscleromorpha, Homosclerophorida, Plakinidae. Gene Ontology annotation, molecular function: protein binding; nucleic acid binding; RNA ligase (ATP) activity.
AUUGCCUAACCUUCUGCAAUUUGUGUAAGAUUGGUAUAAAAGGACGUCUCCACAGUGUGUUAGUGACAUAUUGCUCGAAUCACUUGCUGAUGAUGGAGUCUGUCGUUGACGACGGUUUGAGAUCAGAACUAGAGAUGCUGGAGUCGAUGUUUCCAGGGGAGUUUAGUCUUGUACGUGGAGGCCAAUUUCCAGAAUGCUCCAUCAAGGGCGAGCUUGUCAAUAUUACUCUGCAUAUCUCAUUUCCUGUUGGCUAUCCUCACGUAGCUCCAAAGAUGAAACUGUCAGGUGACAUGGCAAAACUGCUGCUGUUUGACCAGCUAGAGAAGAGAACUCAGGAAGAAAUCGGUGAAGCAAUGCUGUUUGACAUUGUGCAAUUGUUUCAAGAGAUGUGCAGAUCACUGAAACAAGAAGCGACAAAACGAGGUCGACCAGCUCAUGGUAGAAAAGACAAGAAACAACAAGGACAACAACAAAAAACGGAUGCUGACAUACAUACUGGAAGGAAAAUUAAGCAAUCAAAAGAGAAAAGUCAGAAUGAAGAUUUGUCUACGGAGAAAAAGAAACCAAUGAAGCAAGCUACGGAUGUCAUUUCACGUAUUAUCUGGGAUCCUGAUUUGCCAACUGAGCUUUUUACUGUUGGCUAUCUUGAUCGGUUUGUUGGCAUUAUUGAAAAGCCAUUUAGUGCAUUCAGCUGGGAAGAUAUCGCUUCUGUUGAUUACUCAACUCUUGCCAUUCCGAAACAUCGUAUUCAAUACUUCAAGUAUAAAGAUCAGAUUGUCUGGGACAAGACAACUCAGACUGAUGACGUGUUUGGAUCUCGCGGAUCUGGAAAGACAGUUGCAGAUGUAAUCAAGGAAUACGAUAGUAAGCAGCCACAAUGUAAUGAAAACGAGUCUUCUCAAGGUAGACUAGAUGCUCAUCAUUCAGAGUCAGAUGUUGACGAUGAUGAUGAUGAUGAAAUUGAUCCCAAAGCUGAAGAAGUACGUGACAGAAAGAAGAAAUAUGCCAAUCUUCAUCGUGCAACACAUUUCAUUUGCAUUCCAAUUACGAGUCCUCAAAUUCGUGCAGCUGCACAGGAUGUGCAAGAGGCAUUGUGUUAUUCUGACCCAAGACUUACAGAUGGCUGUUUGGCUAGCUCUGCUCUUCAUGUAACACUUGCCAUGGUUAGAAUCAACACCGAUAAAGAUCUACAGUCAGUUAAACAACUUCUCACUAACCUUCAAUUGUCAUUUAUUUCAAUGUUCGAUGAUAAUAGUGAGCUGUAUUUUGAAAGUGUAAGUCACUUUCGUGAUCGUGUUCUUUACACUAAGCCACGCCAACAGUCUACUCUGUCUGCGUUUGCUGCUCUGUUGCUACAAAAGUUGACAGACAAUGGUAUACCUACCCCUGGCAAUUACUCAGAGUUCAGCGCUCAUGUUACACUAAUUAAGUUAAGUCGUCCGAUGUGUCGUCAGUAUGACAUGAUGUCGAUUGAGAGAAGUCUGUACCUACCGUUUGCUGACAAGGUGUUUGGUCGGCAACAUAUUGAGCGGCUGCAUCUGUGUUCAAUAACAGGACCAAAAGAGGAUGGUUUCUACCAACGAUUGCAUACUGUGGAGAACUCUAUGAUUGUGUUAAGUCCUAUCAUACCACGUCUUAUACAGAGAGCAUGUAAUAAGGCAAUUGUCAACAACAUCUUGUCACAAGAGAUGGCUGAUUCUAUAAAUGAUGCUACUGACAAGCAUUCUGCAAAUCAGAGAGAACUGUUUGAGCAUCUUGCUACGACACUUUUAUCACUUACUGGCCAACCCACUCUUGUAAUUUUGAGAGGCCUUCCUGGAAGCGGCAAAUCUACAGCUGCACGAGCAAUAGCUGAUGGUCUUGAUUGCAUCUGUAGUGCUGAUGAUUAUUUUGAGACCAAGCAAGGCUACCAUUAUGACAAAACCAAACUUACAGCAGCUCAUACACAGUGCUUUUUGAAAUGCAUCAAACUGAUGGAGUCAGAAACAGCCCUAGUCAUUGUUGACAAUAUUAAUCAACAUAGGUGGAUUUAUUCAGCAUAUAAGCAGUUGGCUAGUAUUGUUGGUUACCGAGUUAAAAUAUUGGAACUGCCUUGUCCUAACCAGAUGGCAUUAGGCAAUUAUGCUAGUCGCAGUGUCCACAAAGUUCCAAUAGAAUCUUGUGCCAAGAUGCUGAAAGAAUGGGAGAGAGAUUCAAUGGCAGUUGAGAUUACACAAGAUCAGGUGAAUGAUCGAGAAAUGCUAAAUGAUAUUCUAGCCCAAGAAUGUGUUCACACAGAUAGCCUCGGGAACUUGGAAUUUGUUGUUUACACAGGAGUUUUUCUUACAAAAGAAUCACGAGAGAUGCUAUUGUCAGUAGUACCUCCAGUGCAUGAAGUUGUUGUUUGUGAUCAUAUGACAAUGCAAUUCAAUCCAGAACCUGAUCAAGUCAAUAUCGAUAUGAUUGGAAACACGGUCUAUCUGCAGGUGGUAGGGGUGGCUAGUGACUCUUACAUUCAAGCUGUAGUUGUGGAGUCUCGGAGUGAGUCAACAGCAAGUGCCAAUGCUCUCCCACAUAUUACAGUGUCUCACACAUCUGGUGUUAAGGCAAAUUAUUCCAAUGAGAUGUUACUGAAAAGAACUAAACCUCUAGAUCAGGUGAAAAGUGACAUGGUUCUCACUGGCAUUGUAGGAGCGAAAGUGGGGAAAGGCAAUGGAGAAAUCACUCGAUGUGUGACUGACAAGAUGGAAGUGUCUACUGUUGUCCAUCAACAGUGGUUAAAUAACAAGAUGUGGCCGCAACGUAUUGAUAUUCCAACUUGCCAGUUGUUUGUGUUUGACUUCGAUGGCACUUUGGUUGAAUCACCAGACCCAGCUCAAGGACGUCGAGAAUACAAACGAUUGACUGGCCAAGAGUGGCCACAUAAGAAGUUUCUAGGGAGACCGGAGUCAUUGUGUGAUCCAUUCACUGUCAAGGCAGGUCCAGCAAUGGCUGAUUUUCAUUCUCAUUGUGGUCGUGCAGGGUCUCUUUCCUUUGUUCUAACAGCUCGUCUAACAAGUCUUCAAACAGCAGUAAAGACUUGGCUUGAAAGGUAUAAUAUGUACCCAGAUCGUCUUAUCAUGAAACCAGACAACAGCAAUCAGACAGCUGCUGAAUUUAAGGCUGAUACUGUCAAAGGGAUUCUCAGUGAGUUUCCUACUGUACGCUCCAUCAAACUUUGGGAUGACUCAGAUGACAACCUAAAAGUAUUCCAGGCAGUCAGUCGGCAAUUGCCAGCAAUCAACUUUACCAUCAUAGACAGCAAGCGGAUGAGUUCAAGUCAAAGGAAAACUGAAGUUGAUCAAUUUCUGCAACAGUCUGGUUCUCUUCCGCAUCCCUCUUUCUUAGCAGCAAGUGAAUCUGCAAUCUGCUUUGUGAGUGAAGUGUGGCAGAAUGUUAUCAAGGUCAGUACAGAUGAUCCACGAAAACUGUCCCUGCCGUUUGGAUCUAGUCAGUUGGGUAGAUUUGCAGAUGUUGAUGUGUGUUUACUUGCUCCUAAUUCGCUUAGCCACAGAGAUUGUGUUGUUCAACUGGAAAAGGCUUUGAAGGACUAUGGAGUAACAUUCACAUACAUUUCUCAUAGCUCCAGAUGUCCCAGACUGAAGGCUAAGUGUUUCUUUGCUGCAACAUCUCCUGUUGAGUUGGAUGUCGUAUUUUGUCUGGUUCCUCUAUCAUUUCUCGAUUGCCUUGAUUCUGGUCCAAAACCAUCUCUCAAUGACAUCACAGCUGCAGUUGCCAAAUCUGAUAAAGCCAGUCAUACAGCAUUGACUGGACCUCUGUUUCUUCAGGAGAUACUGACUGCUAUCAGUAAGAGCGGAAGAGUGGUUUCAGAUUGUGUGUGCUUGAUUGAAAUUGUGUGCGUUAUUCUCAAAGCAAAUUGCCUCAAGGGAAAUGCGUUUCAUUGCAUUAGGACUUUCCAUCUUAUUAAGCUCCUUCAGCAUUUCUUACAGGCUGCACAGGAGUUGAGCACUUUUACAUUGGAUGAACUUCUCAUUAAAUUUGUUGAGUUUUGUGCAUCUUACACUACUGCCCAGUGGAGUAAGCUUUUUUGUGAAUUUGUGCCAUCUCAAUACAUUUCUCCGCUGAGUCACUUUUUCAUGACAACUCAGAAGCUCAUGCAACCUGUCAUAACAACAGAGCUUCUGUAUCAGCUUGCAACAGCUCGUGAACCUGUGACUCGUCGUUGUGAGGUUGAAUUAACAUUUAGCUCUCCUGAUCUUGUCCACAUGUGGCAUCUUGGUAUCUUUAUUGAGGCUCGUCUGGGAUCUUACAUCAGGUUACUUCUAAGCAGUGGUACAGUAGUACAGCCUUCGCACAUUAAGCCAACCAAAGUAUCUUUUGCUCUUGAAGAUACAGCUGAAUCACUUCACACUGUCAAUCAAGUUUUUGCUUCAUUUUGGGAUGAGCUGAUUAACUUUAGCAGAAAUGCAGCUUCCACCUUCUUGAUGUCCCUGUUCUUUCCAUCAACUAAACAGACGACAGUUAUAUUCUCUCAUUGUGGUAUUUCAGCAUUUUCAGGAUUGAUGGAGGAAUUUGCAGGAGGACAACAUGGGCAAAGUGUACACUUACCCAAAGCACUUGGAAAGUAUGAAAGACUUAAAGUUCAUGAGCUGGCUAAUGAACUGGGGUUGGAGCAUGGAAGCCAGGGCGUGGACAAGGACAGACAUGUGAUACUAACACGGAAAGACGGCAAGCAGUGAACUAUGUAUGAAAAAGACGUGCUAUCAUUGCAGUCAUAUUGUUUUCUAGUUGACAUGACACAGAA